Lepisosteus oculatus (spotted gar) is the source of this 4079-nucleotide messenger RNA. RefSeq names its product thioredoxin-related transmembrane protein 1 (gene tmx1). Gene Ontology annotation, molecular function: disulfide oxidoreductase activity. The record is from RefSeq and is a predicted model, not a curated record. Gene Ontology annotation, cellular component: endomembrane system. Lineage: Eukaryota; Metazoa; Chordata; Actinopteri; Semionotiformes; Lepisosteidae.
GAAUAGCGGUAAACUGUGUGUGUGAAUGUCUCUGGUGCCGCAUGUGCGCAGUUGAAGGGACGUGAGGUGCAGAGGGGAAGCUGUAGCUUCAGGAUAAACGGAAGCGGGCAGAGUGCGAUUGUGAUGAACAUGGCGACUUCGCUAACGUGCAGGAGAAGUACUGAUAGAGCCUGUUCUAAAGGCUUCAUCGCGGCCGCGUUGCUGCUCAUUAUUUCUCUGGCACCGCAAGCGGCCUUGUGCAAGAAGAGCCAUCUCCGAGUUGUCACUGACGGGAACUGGCAGGAAAUUCUGGAAGGAGAGUGGAUGAUAGAAUUCUUUGCCCCGUGGUGCCCAGCCUGCCAGCAGCUCCAGCCCGUGUGGAAUGAGUUUGCGGAAUGGGCGGAGGACAUGGGGGUCAAUAUUGCCAAGGUGGACGUCACAGAAGAGCCAGGUCUGAGUGGUCGCUUCAUUAUCACGGCUCUUCCAACAAUCUACCACUGUAAAGAUGGAGUAUUUCGGAGGUACCAAGGUGCCAGGACGAAAGACGACUUCUUGAGCUUCGUUGACGAGAAGAAAUGGCAGGACAUUGAGCCUGUUUCUUCCUGGUUUGGACCUUCUUCCUUCCUGAUGAACACAAUGUCAGCUCUCUUCAAACUCUCAAUGUUCAUACGGCAUUGCCAUAACUACAUUACAGAGCAAAUUGGAAUUCCAGUAUGGGGAUCCUAUGCAAUCUUUGCACUUGCGACUCUCUUCUCAGGUCUUGUUUUAGGACUGAUCUUGGUGUUCAUCGCUGACUGCGUCUUCCCAUCCCGCCGAUUUGCCCCGCCGGGUCAUUACCAAAAGAAGCAGGCUCUGGAGCAGGCUCGCCUGAUAAAGAGGCUGGAGGAUGAGCAGGAGGCGGACGGGGAGGAGGAGGAUGAAGAUGAGUGCGAGGAAGAGCGGGGGCGGGAGGUGUGGAGGAAGAAUCAUCAUGGUGGGCACCAGGAGGUGGAGGACUGGGAGGGGCAGAGCCAGGAGGACCUGCUGCCAAGGAGAGAGAGACUGGAGGCAGAGGAGGAGAGUUCUCACGAAGCCCUUCGCAGGAGAAUGCCUGCAGCCCAGGAGGAGGACACCUAAGUGGGAGGAAGGGAACUGCACACACCCCGAGCAGUGGACAGUGCUUCUCACUGUCCCCUGGGUGAGAAGUGGCCCGCGCAUCUGAAGACAACACAACUGGCUGCUCCUGACUGCAGCUUGUACAUCUCUCUGCUAGGAGUGAGCUGACAUUUAAAAUUGGAAAGUUUCUUUAAUUGAAGCAUGGUAUAUUACAAGUAUUUAUAAGCUGUUCAUUUUAAAAAUGGAGGUUUACGUAGACUUCUAUAAGGUAUUUGCUUUAGCAAUCCUUUAGAAUUUGGUUUUGCUCAUUUAUAUUUAAAUUUCCACUGUAGUCUCCCUAAGAUUCCUUUUCUUCCCUGUUGUUGGACUACAGUCUGGUUGUGUCGGUGUCACAGACCCUCUACAAGACCCUUUACAAGGUUGUAAAGGAGAUGUUUUUUUUUUUUUAGGAUUUUGAAUGGGGGAAUUAAGGAUGCACUUAAGCUUGCUUUUCUUCAGUUUGACUUUAUUUGACCCCCUCUAUACUUGCACUCCUUAAAAAAGUUCACUAGUGGAUUCAUUAUGAAUCAUUACGUCUUAGCUUUCCUUGAAGUGCUCCUGUUUUUUACAGCUGAGUCACAGAUCUUGGUGUUAAUAGUCAUUCUUAGGAUUCGGGUAUUUUCAUCAAUAUGUGUCAGGCUGUUUAAAAAUGAUGCCUUUGAAACGGUGUUGAUACCUCUCAAAAUACAUUCACCACCCCUCAUUUUGUACAGGAGGAAAAUAAGGAAUUUCAAUCAAGUGCUUGACAAUGUAAAGAGAAAUGACAAAACAAGAGGUACACCAGGAGCAUUGUAACCGUCAAGGCAAGUUUUGCCCAGUUCCAUGCAGUGUAAAAUAUGGAGGAAUAUUUAAAACUGCUUGACAUAAUAUUUUUGCAAACGAAUAGUAUUACUUGGGUGUAUUAUCUGAUCUGACAGAUACAUUUCAAUGUGGUACUUUAUCUGUUGAUUUGAAGAUGGUAUUUAGGUUCAAUUAGAAUUGAGAAACCUUUCUCGUAGUUCUUGUCGAGGUACGCAUUUGACUGUUUUUGAUAUGAGAAUGAAAACGGAUUAGUAAUGAGGGAAGUGGCUUUUGGGAAAAUUAGCCAUAAAAAAUGCAUAAAUGUCUUAAGGGUAAAUGUGUUACUUUUGCUGGGACUUACGAGAACGUGUAACAACAGUUUGUUCAUGAACCAAGACAAGUUCUUCAUUAUACAUACACUCCUGUCGUUCCUGUUUUAAUAAGAAACUUUCUGUAACAUACAGUACCUGAAUUUGAACUCGUAAGUAAAAAUGUGAGCAAAAAACAAAAUGAUUGCAAAUGGCAGCUUUGUAUAUUUCUUUUUAGGUUCUGUAAUGGAGAAGCAGGUCUAAAACAAUAUGCAGAACAGUAGAACCUACAUUUACAUAUCGUGUUGCAUUUUGAAGUUUUGAAAUUUUAGACUACGUAAAAGAGAACUGUAAGGAGAGUUUUCAUAUGUAAAGCAUCAGAAUUUCCCAGUAAGUAGUAACAUGAACCUGUAUGCAAAACUGCUGCUAUAAAUGUAGCUUACAUGAACAAGAAAAAUUGACUUAAGAACAGUUAUUGCUUGUAGUAUGAAUUGGUUUUCAUGCCAGUAUGGAAUCAUCUCUUUUUCUGGUUUGCUUUCAUUCCUUAAAAAGGCGAAUCUGUACAGUACUUUUAUCUUUUUAUUUUAUUUGGGUUCAGUUUGCAGCAUUGUUUUACAGUCAAUACUUGACCUUGUCUUCUGCUCCCAUGUAGAAUUCAGUGAGUACAGAUCCUGGCUCAGCACCAUCUGAACAUUCAAAUGAAUGCUAGGCUUACAAAUGACAUGCUGCUCCUUCUUCCACAGCCUGGACACCGUAUUUAAUACUAUACUCUCUUUAACAGUGACAAUCUUCCACCUACUUUAUGAUGUGACUGUUCUUUAAACCCAGCUGUAUUUUAUUGGAUGCUGUCUCUCUGCCUAAGAAAAUGCAGAAGCUGCACAAAUUGCUUCUAUCUAUAGCUCGCACAGUGCAUUCUGGGCCAGGUUCACUGCCAAUGCUCUGCAUUAGCACCAGUAUUUCUUACGCGUCAAAACAGUUGUUUGAUUGCAGAACAAUCCACAGAGGACUCAGUGUUACAUUUAUGCCAAAAGGUAUGUUGGGGCUGCUUUGCCCAAGUAAAAUAAUACCCACCUGAGUAUGAUUUCUAAAUACAGUUUGAAAUAUGCUCCUGGUUAGCAAGGGGAAUAUUGAACAUGAAAACUGAACAAGCCAGGACAGUUCUCAGUUGUGUAAUAGAGUUUAUCUGCACUGGUUGCUCAAAUUCUUAGGCAACCAGUGAGGGCCUUCAGUGGCACAGAGUAGAUUAUUUAGAAUUAUUAAAGAAAUAUAGUUAUAAAAACUAUUACCACUGCCAAGCCCAAUUGCCCAAUGUUCUGUUUUAAAGUUUUUUGUAAAACUGGCCUGUACAAUACACGUGUGAGAGCCUUAUUGUUUUUUGGAUUCACUGAAGCUCAGGAAAUGCUCCUAGGCUCAGAAAGUUUGCUUUUACCUCACAGCUGAGGUUUAAAGUAACAAGGAGUAAAAGACUGCUGAAUUCACACCUUACAGUAAGGACAAAAAUGUAUAAAUAAAAAAUACAAAGUUUCUUCCAGUAAGCCAAAUCAUUUAAUUUGUCCUAAAACUGCUUUAUAUGUGUCCGGCAAAAUCUGCACAAUAUAGAUUUUGUAUUUUUGCUUUGCAUUUGUAUUGUAGUACUUCAACCUUACCAGCAGAGGGUGCAACUCAACUUCUUUAUCAGUCAUAAAUUUAUUAUUCUAUUGACGUCUUGGCAAUGGGUUUUGAAACAACCUAAGCAUACAUUAAGUGGAACAUUGAAAUAUAUUUUUUUGUUAUUUUAUACGAUUUAGAUAUAAAAUCAUUAUUAUAGUUCUUAACCAUAGUGUAAACAGUACACAAGGUGGUUAUACAAUACUAAUAAACAACCCUUUUUUUGAUUUA